UUUCAGAACAAUACUGAAGUCUAUAUUGUCUGGGCUAUGCACUCAACUACGGAUGCCAAUACAGCGUCGGCAACUUUGAGCCCAAAGCACACUAUGAGGGGAAAAUCAGAAAAUGCGCGAAACCUGAUCGCUGAGGCCAUGGUUGCAGCGAUGACACCUACCACCACUACCAUGAUGAUGCCAUCCACAUCUGUUGUUUCUACGCCUCAACCAACAGGUAAUGACAGAUGUCAAUAUAAAUAAUAUAGUCCCGGAUUCUCAUUAACUUGAUUACUUCCCGCAAUUACUAGCAGUGGAACCUUGAUAUAACGAAGAGCCAAGGGUCGGGCAAAAUUUGUUCGCUAUACGGCGAGGUUUCGUUAUAUAGAGGUUCAUUUUCAUAUAUUUUACUAUUACUGAGGUAAAGAAAAUCGUUCGUUAUAUCGAGGACCUCGUUACAUAGAUUUUCGUUAUAUCGAGGUUCCACUCUAAUAACUUUUCAUCACUGGACAAUUGAAAAAUAAAAGCAAAAAUUGUUGAUCUUGUGAUCUGGACAUAUUGAUACUGAAAUUGAUUUUGUCUCGGGCAACGCUCCAGGGGACUAAAUAAAACUUUUAAUUAUUCAUUCAAAAUAUUUCUCCGUCUCUGAUUGGCUAAAAUCACACGCACAAUUCAUCAAAACCAGCUACUGUUGACCAAAUUUGGAAGAGUUUUGUCCUGUUGAACCGAUGACGUCAAAAGUGAAGCAAAGUUGCAGAUUAUUAAACCGUUAAACCGAGAAGACCUGGGGACGAGUUUGAAUUGUUUUCUAGCUAAGUGAUGGCGAAGCUAGUAAAGGCAGAAUAUUUUUCACGGCGAACUAUUAUCUGUAUGUUCUGAACAGAUUUUACGUCAUCAGUAUGGAAUUUCUGUCGCUGAGUCGCCGAGAUAUCCCUCCUCACGAAACGUCCCCCAGCGGCGAGGAGCGAAGAAAAACGUGUGUUUUCUCAGGCUACCUCAUCCAAUAAUUGUUAAACAUGUUUCUUGUCGAUCGUCGAAACUACGUGAGAGCCUAAAACAGGCUAUUAGAGUUAAUGUCGUGCAAGUCAAACCAUUAGUGCGUUAUUUUAGCAUUUUGGUGAAGAAAAAUGAUUCUAUUAUGUCUUUUUUUACCCUUAUUUCUUUGUUAAGGCACGACCGUCAGUGCCGGUGAUAAUUUUAUGCUGACUUGGAUAUACAGCAACAAAAAGUUGAUGUUCAUAGUGAAAUGCAAAACCACUGGUUGGUGUGCAGUCGCCUUUACAACAGGGGAUGGUAGCGGCAUGAGGGAUUACGACAUUGCCUUAGGCGGAGUCGUUUCCGGCAACAACUAUCUUGAUGUAAGUGGGAUGAAUUUCAUUCAGUAUAAAGAACUAUCUUAGAGCAUCUCACUGACGUCAGAUGGGCCAUUUCAUUGAAUAACUUUCCCAAAUUCACAUUAAUGGCUGAGCAAAUGCCUAUUACUAGUGGGUUGUACGGUAAUGAGAUCACCAUGGCGACGAUAAUAAGUGUGAUAUUAUGUUCGUAUUCGCCGAUAAUGAUGUAGAUGUCGCAUAUUUUUUGCCUGCAGCAGCAGCAAUUCUACCGCCAACUAACUUAGCCCUCUUGGUCCGCCACAGUACGCGAUGUACAGAAUCUUAAAAAUAUCCUAUGACAUAAAAAAAUGAAAACGUUGUUUUUAAAACACAAUCCCAGAACAAAAAAUAUAGGUUAGAUUAGGAAGGUGAACAAUCCAAUGAAAAUGGCGAAAAUAAAUGGAAAUACAGACACUGAGGCGAUCAUGGACAGUGUUCGAAUGUUCGCUGAAGGGAAAGACGUUAUGACCUCGGAAAUCGUGCGUAAAAGGCCAUUCAAGUACUUCUUCAUUNUUUUUACCCUUAUUUCUUUGUUAAGGCACGACCGUCAGUGCCGGUGAUAAUUUUAUGCUGACUUGGAUAUACAGCAACAAAAAGUUGAUGUUCAUAGUGAAAUGCAAAACCACUGGUUGGUGUGCAGUCGCCUUUACAACAGGGGAUGGUAGCGGCAUGAGGGAUUACGACAUUGCCUUAGGCGGAGUCGUUUCCGGCAACAACUAUCUUGAUGUAAGUGGGAUGAAUUUCAUUCAGUAUAAAGAACUAUCUUAGAGCAUCUCACUGACGUCAGAUGGGCCAUUUCAUUGAAUAACUUUCCCAAAUUCACAUUAAUGGCUGAGCAAAUGCCUAUUACUAGUGGGUUGUACGGUAAUGAGAUCACCAUGGCGACGAUAAUAAGUGUGAUAUUAUGUUCGUAUUCGCCGAUAAUGAUGUAGAUGUCGCAUAUUUUUUGCCUGCAGCAGCAGCAAUUCUACCGCCAACUAACUUAGCCCUCUUGGUCCGCCACAGUACGCGAUGUACAGAAUCUUAAAAAUAUCCUAUGACAUAAAAAAAUGAAAACGUUGUUUUUAAAACACAAUCCCAGAACAAAAAAUAUAGGUUAGAUUAGGAAGGUGAACAAUCCAAUGAAAAUGGCGAAAAUAAAUGGAAAUACAGACACUGAGGCGAUCAUGGACAGUGUUCGAAUGUUCGCUGAAGGGAAAGACGUUAUGACCUCGGAAAUCGUGCGUAAAAGGCCAUUCAAGUACUUCUUCAUUGAGUCAAUCAGAUCUCGGAAUUUUGCACAGAGCACGAAAUUGUAAUUUAAGAUUAUGAUAACCUAAAAAGUGACGGUCUGUGCUUUUAAAGAGAUUGACUUUUGUUUCUUUACCCGCAGGAUUACUGGAGCACCUCAACGGGAAAACCCUCAAAGGAUAGUGCAAAUAACUUUGUUCUUAUAACGGCGACGGAGGCUGGGGGAUAUACAACGGUGGUAUUUGAGAGAGAUCCUGAAACAAACGACACUGCUAACGAUGUUCAGUUUAAGGUAAACUCAUAACAUCCUUAAACGCAGCUAUAAAUUCGUGUACAAAAGUGCAAAAGUGAGCCGUCUUUGCGGGCGGGAAGGAGAGUGGUGCAACACCCUAAUGUCUGGUGUCCGUGUUAACGAAGAGAGGAAUAUACAGGACAAAAUAAGUAUAUUUACACUAAGCUCGUGAAUAUCGUGUACAGGCGGUUUCCUUGUGGAUCCACAGAUGCGCGGAAUUAAAUAAACAAGUCCAAAAGGCAAAGGGGCGUUUGUUUGUGACGGCCCCAAGUGAGAAUAAGCAUCCCAGUUUAACUUAGUCCUCGACUGUAUGGAGAAAAGUUAUCCCGGGAGAGAGGGUCACCUUCCCAGCCGAGUCAUCUUUAGCGCGGAGCAUUUAUCUGAGCGAACCAAGUGUUGACAACAGCGCUAGUGUAGCUCCGAUAGUCUCGCCUCGCCUUGACCGAAAUGACCCGACUUGGCGAGCCAACGUAAUUAUAUGACGCAAAUUUGGCCUGGCUAGGAGAGUGACCAUACCAUCGAAAUAUGUAACCUGGAUAGGCGUGUCAUCCUAACUGUCUAGCCAACUCUUUGAUUCUCGUUAACAGUUCGCGAAGUUCUUUAAGGUAAUGUAGGUUCACCCAGGAUACUAGCUCGGGUAGGCAGGUGACCCUUCUAUCCUGGACAAGUUUUCUCCAUAUAAACCGCCGCGUCUUAUGAACUUGCUGCUGUUUCAGAAGGUAAAAAACAACGUUAAAAUAGCAAACUAAUGAAAUCCUUUACAUAUUUCUUUAUGUAGCCUAGUACUGAAGUCAGGAUUGCGUGGGCCAUGCGCGGCACUUCGGAUGGAAAUGUAGAUAUUGCUGUGCACACCAACAGAGGAGUACUGCCAGACAUGUACACACUGGUUCCAGAAACAGGGAGUACCUCCACCUCCCCCACCACAGGUGCAGCAAGUGUG
Porites evermanni is the source of this 3814-nucleotide messenger RNA. The record is from the annotation of a GenBank genome assembly. NCBI's taxonomy places the organism in Eukaryota, Metazoa, Cnidaria, Anthozoa, Scleractinia, Poritidae.